Molecule: messenger RNA, 3563 nt
Organism: Rhopilema esculentum
Lineage: Eukaryota; Metazoa; Cnidaria; Scyphozoa; Rhizostomeae; Rhizostomatidae
Product: organic cation transporter protein
Biological process (GO): transmembrane transport
Cellular component (GO): membrane
Molecular function (GO): transmembrane transporter activity
Source: RefSeq, a predicted model, not a curated record
UCGUUUCUAAAGGAGGGGGUAAUGUUGCGACAUAGACGCUCGUCGAAUCAUGCGCCCUAUUAAACUCGUUAUUCUGGUUUGCCCAGUUUCAAUUAACUCGUUAAAAUAACUUGUUUAUGUCCUGUUUGUUGACUUGUUUAUGCCUGUUUUGUUGAUAUUGCUAUUACCUAGUGCUAUCCAUAUUUGGUUAUCGUAAGACUUGUGUACGCUGGUACCACCCCUUUCGCGCUGUUAACUUUACCUUUUUUGGUAGUAAUUUUUAUGUUAGUAUUCUUGUCACGCCGUUUUAUAGUUAGGAUGUUUUCCAAGUUGUCAGUCGAUUCUUGUAGCCGAAAGUAGAAGACAUGCCGCGCAUGUAGACGUUUUUAGAAGCAAAGAAAGACGUAAGACGAAAAAGCCAAAUUGCUGUUGUUUUCUGAGGUCGGAUACUCCUGUGUGUGACAAUUAUUACCAUGGCUGAUAAAGUGAAAUUCCAAGAGAAAGAGGUAGAGAUGGAUCAAAAGGUGGGGAAAGAUAUGAUGAAGGUCAAUUCAAUCGACGAAAUCCUGCCAUAUGUUGGGGAAUUUGGUAAAUAUCAAAUCAUGAUGGUGUCCAUGCUUUCCACUAUGAUCCUCGCUUCUGGUUUUCCAAUUCUUAUAAUGUACUUUGCUGGGCAGAAUCCUGCUUGGAAGUGUGUCCAUAACAGUACAGUUUGUAGCUUGAAUGGUACAUUUGAAAGUGGAGAUGAUAACUAUGAAUUCAGAUGUUCAAUUCCAAGAAAAGACUGGCAGUUCACCCAGCCAAAGGACUACUCAAUUGUUACACAGUUUGACAUCUACUGUGAUAAUGAAUACAUGAUUUACCUGAGCACAUCACUCCUGUUUAUUGGCUGGGGAAUCGGGUCUUUCAUUUUUGGUUGGUUCGCAGAUAGGUAUGGCCGCUCUAAGGUGCUGAAAGUUUCCGUGUUUGGUAUCGUUCUGGUUGGCUUUUUAAGUGCUUUUGCACCAAACUAUGCAGUGUUUGCAGUCUGUCGUUUGCUAAUAGGGGUAUUCAAGCCUGGGACAAUUAUUGGAGCAUGCAUUGUCUCUCUGGAGCUUGUUGGCCCAGCUUAUCGUCCAUUGAUUGGCACUUUAUUAUGGAUGCUGUUUGCCGUGUCACUCGUCAUAACUGGCAUCAAGGCGUAUUUCAUAAGGACAUGGAAAACGCUGAUAAUUGCCUGCUCAGCGCCAUACAUGCUUGUCUGCGUGUUCUUCUUUUUCAUACCAGAAUCGAUGCGUUGGCUUCGCUUCCAGGGACGCCACAAAGAAGUGAUUGAUAUUCUAAAGAAGGCAGCAAAAAUAAACAAAAAGACUCUCCCAGCCGAACUAGAGCUUGAGCCACUACCAAAGGCAGAUGUUGAUGAGAAAAAGCACGGAAUCCUUGAUUUAUUUAGGCCCCUGAAGAUGUUUCGUUUUUCUGCUGCUCAAGGUGUAGCAUGGUGUGCAAAUGCAGCCGUUUACUAUGGUGUGUCAUUGGGAGUUGGUGACCUUAGUGGCGAAAUGUAUCGGGACUUUAUUUUGGCAAUGUUGAUUGAGAUCCCUGCCCUUAUACUGUCAAUAUUUUGCAUGAACAGAAUUGGAAGAAAGAAAUCGGUGAUCGUUUCGUUAGCACUUGCAGGAAUAUUCUGUUGCAUUGUUGGAGGAUUGCUGAGUGCAGAUAACAAACAAACAAAGUGGAAGGCCCUUACAGUAACAGCAGGUUUGCUAGGAAAGUUUUGGAUCACGUGGUCGUUUAACUCUAUAUACGUCUGGUCUAUGGAACUGUACCCAACAAGCAUCAGGGGUGAAGGAAUGGGCUUCCUACAAAUAACCGCUCGUGUUGGAUCGGCACUUGCUCCCUGGAUUGCAAAAUGGUUGAGAGUCUUUCACGUCACGAUACCGUUUUCUCUGAUGGGUGCACUGUCUCUGUUAAGCUCCGUUCUGCUUCUGAAUCUGUCUGAAACUAAGGAUCGCGAGACAUUGGAAACUGUCAACCAACUAUUCAAGUUAGAUGCAAAAAUGAACAAGGAUGCCUUGAUCUUGGAUAACACUACGAAAACUGCCUCCCAAAAUGCAUGAAGAUUGUUGCACGGUUCUUGUGUCGAUCAUGUGUUAACCUUUAAGGUGCACUACAUAUCAUUUUAAAUAUAAUACCUUGUGCGAUAUACAGACCUUGAUUUGUUUAUAACAUAAGUAACAAAGUGGUCAGGUGACAGUCUCAUGAUAAAUUUUUUUAGAAUGUUGAAUGCCUUGAAUUAGUGCUGUAGUUCAAAUUAAAAGGGGGCUCUUGCUCAAAAUUUUACGAAAAACAAUAGCAAAAUUAGAAUUUUGUCAAUAUUUGGCAUCAACAAGGGGGGCUCAGCCGACCUGAGCCCAUCUAGCACUAUACCCCUGCCUUCAAUCGAUAGGAGCACGUUCUAAUUCAUCAAUAACAGCACUCCACCAUACUGUUUCGGCUGGGAAAUUUUUGGGACAUUUACAGGCGAAAAUCUCUCUAUCUGACCUGUACUAAAUCUUAGUACUCGCAGGGACAGAAAGUAACGUUAAAAAUAUAUCUCUUAGGCAUGAAAGUCUUAAAUGAAAAAAGAACCUAAAGAAAUGGGAAUAGUAUUUUCUGUACCUUCCCUGGAGGCAAUUGUACCUUCAAAGAAAAUCUAAGCAUAUAGCUCAAACCACUUGCGUUUGAACUCAAGUCUAUCAGACAUUACAACUUACUUCUUGGAUGCAAAUCAGUUACUUAGAUAUUGUGUGUAUGUGUCACUGCCUAUUUUCCUUUCAAGGUUAUUUCUAUCAAAGACCUAUGUAUGCUUAAGUUCCCUUUGAAUCCCUAGCUCUAAGCCGUAUUUGUUAUCUUCCCCAAUUAGGGGUUAUAGAAGUUUUUGUUAGAUCCAUGUCCGAAUUUUGGUGUAAAAGAUUGUAAUUUUGCUUGUAGAACCGGACAGUAUAAUCAUAAGUCAACACAACUUUUUGCAAAAUGGCAUUUUUUUUACAUUUCACACUAUAAUUACUUUAUCCUUGUAUCGUAUCUUUUAUCUUAAAAAACAGAGAUUAUUAAUUUCUUGCUGCUUUUUCAUUGUUUCAUGAUUUAAACAUUGUAUUGUCGACGGAAACUGUACUUAUCAUCAAAUGAAAAUAAAUUGAAAUAUAAGUAUGGUAUCAGAUACAAUAUCAUCGUUUUUGCUUUAGACAUUGCGUAGCCAAUAUGUUGUUUUUCCUUAAAAAUUUAAUGUCUUAAACACAUCGAUGCUAUUGUUCGUUGGAUAAGUAAUACUUUAUAAAGCAAUGAUGCUUGGGAUAAAUUAUAGGGUUGUCUUUUAAUUUCCCCCAAGUAUCAUCAUCCCAACAAGUAUCAUCAUUCCUAAUUUGUUCGAAACUGAUUUUUUGUCAUUACAGAUAUACUAAUGAAUAUGUUUUUUAUUUGAUGGGUAGGAUAUAUUUACUUUUUAUUAUCGUUUUAAACAUUCAAUUUUGGGCGUAGUAGCAUAACUUUUAUCUGAUAAAAGAUCGUUGUUAAUCAUGACUGAUGUAAAAAUUGAUUUAAAGAAAGAUGCAGCUAUGAUAUAGAAA